UUGGCCACGUACAUAAACCACCAGUGGGACUUCAGACUCUGCAGAUUUAACCUCCUGUCCAUUACUCCCGGGACUACAGUACAUAUGUUGUAACCCAGGAGGACCAAUCAUGACGCUGGUAUCUUGGAUGAGACGGAUGGUCAACAAAAACCUUGUGAAAGGCUGCAUCGUCCUUCUUUUCCUGGCUGUGCUUGUCUCCAUCUUUAAUCCGUAUAAAAAGGACCUACUGAAGUUACAGAAUAAAGAAAACCCCGCCGUCCACCUCGAGAACCUGACCUCUAAACCACACGUGCCUCGUCACUUCUGCAGCCUUGAAUCGAUGUCUCCUGUGGAGACUCUGGAGGAACGCCUCUUAAUGGACUCCAUUGCUUGGCCUGAAACUCCACUUCUGCCGACUCCUCUUUCAUUGAAUCACACAAGCGAUCCCGCUCACAGCACCUUCACCGUUCUUUCUGAGAGGAGUGGAGGAGAGUGGCAUGUAGGAGACCAGCUGGAGGUUAUGAUACAAAUCAAAGACUUCCAAGGUAACCCUAAGAAGUCUGGAGGAGACGUCUUAGUCGCCUCGUUGCACAAUGCCAAACUCGGAACAGGUGUGGCCGGGCGAGUGGUGGAUCACCUGAACGGCUCCUACUCUGCUGUCUUCACGUUGUUCUGGGAGGGAAGCGCACAGGUUGAGGUGAUGCUCAUUCACCCCAGCGAGGCUGUCACUGUCCUGCACAGACUGACCAGAGAGAAGCCGGAUAGGAUUUUCUUCGAGGGCGUCUUCCGCGCAGGCUCCAUCUCUGAAACCACCAUCUGUAACGUUUGCCUUCGUCAAACCAACCAGCCAGUGUGCAACUUCACCGACCUCCAUACUGGUGACCCGUGGUUUUGCUACAAGCCAAAGAAGCUGAGCUGUGAUACCUGGAUGACCCACACAAAAGCAGGAUUCGACGGAAGACUCAAGGCUAAUGAGGAGAAGCUUUUCCAAAGUAAUGUCAACAUGAAAGUCUCCAUUAAGGCUUCAGGAGCGGCCAGUGUUACCGUGCUACCUCAAAGGAAAGUGCAACCCACGGCCGAUAAAUCCAGUGGGAAGUCUGGACUCUCUGGGUAUUACUACCAGGGUGUGUGGCGACCACUAGGUGGCACCAAAGUCCACCAAUUCAACAACUCCUCUGCCAUCAGCCAGUGUCUGAAAGGAAAGGCGGUCCACCUGUAUGGAGACUCCACCAUCAGGCAGUGGUUUGAGUACCUCGACGCUUCACUGCCAGAUGCUAAGGAGAUAAACCGGAAUAACCCAAAGCAAUUGGGACCUUUCAUGAUAUGGGACAGCGCGAGAAACACCUUGGUGAAGUACCGCUCCCACGGUCCUCCUCUUCGUUUUCCCAACGUCCCAACCAGUGAGAUGCGUUACAUCGCCAACGAACUCGACAAGUUGGUAGGCGGCAGCGGCACAGUAGUAGUCAUUGGCAUCUGGUCCCACUUGAGCACUUUCCCAGUUGAGGUCUACAUCAGGCGGCUUCAGAGCAUCCGCAGGGCGGUGAUUCGUCUGUUGAACAGGGCUCCAGACACGCUGGUGGUCAUCAGGACUGCAAACCUCAAAGCUCUGACACUUUACGAGACGUUGACCAACAGUGACUGGUUCUCGCUUCAGCGGGACAAGGCUAGAACCAUUUUCAAACGAGUUAAUGUUCGACUGGUGGAUGCCUGGGAGAUGACUCUGGCCCACCACCUGCCUCACAGCCUUCACCCACAACCUCCGAUCAUUAAGAAUAUGAUUGAUGUUGUGUUGUCCUACGUGUGCCCUCAAUAGGCCCCAGGACAUGUUGGUGAGAAAGUCUGAGAAAAAUUCAAGCAACAUUAUUCAUCAUGCAUGUCGUCUCUUUGUUCAUUGAAAGUUAUUUUUGAUAGAUAGAUAGAUAGAUAGAUAGAUAGAUAGAUAGAUUAUUGUUGUUUACACUCGUGACAUAGUGUAGACAGCGAGAAAAAUUCAAUAAGAAGUACGGGACACAGUAAACUAAGAUCAAUGGUUCCUAGGAAGGUCUGCAAUGUCAAGUUCAUCCACAGGGCGGUGCGACACGCUGACAGCAGUUGCAAAAAAAAAAAAAAAAAAAAAACUGCCUUGAAAUGACUCCCUCCAAAUCCAAAGGAUGUUUAAACAUGGUGCGUUUUGUGUUUGUCCUUUUAUCACCGCUGACGCACAGGAAGUGAAGAUUGCACUUGUUUCGAUUUAUUAACCAAUAUCUUCUUGUGUUCACGAGUGCCCUGUUUCUUAUUAUUCACUUUUUAUUUUUAUUUUGAUAUACUUUAUUAA
This is a messenger RNA of Labrus bergylta (ballan wrasse), 2293 nucleotides long. RefSeq names its product NXPE family member 3-like. The record is from RefSeq and is a predicted model, not a curated record. NCBI's taxonomy places the organism in Eukaryota, Metazoa, Chordata, Actinopteri, Labriformes, Labridae.